Staurois parvus is the source of this 321-nucleotide messenger RNA. The record is from the annotation of a GenBank genome assembly. NCBI's taxonomy places the organism in Eukaryota, Metazoa, Chordata, Amphibia, Anura, Ranidae.
AAAAUUAAUCUGGGUACAGUGUUGCAUGACCGCGCAAUUGUCAUUGAAAGUGUGAUAGCGCUGAGAGCUGAAAAUUGGCCUGGGGGCAGGAAGGGGGGGAAAGUGUCCCGACUGGAAGGGGGGGAAAGUGUCCGGACUGGAAGGGGGGGGGAAAGUGUCCGGAAUGGAAGGGGGGGGAAAGUGUCCGACUGGAAGGGGGUGAAAGUGUCCGGACUGGAAGGGGGGGAAAGUGUCCGGACUGGAAGGGGGAGGAAAGUGUCCGGACUGGAAGGGGGUGAAAGUGUCCGGACUGGAAGGGGGGAAAGUGUCCGGACUGGAAGG